AUGGUGAUGAUUGCUCGAGCUCGACCGGAUAUUUCACGACUUGUUACGACGCAACUGCAGCAUACAUAUUCGUCACAAUAUCCAAAGUGCCGGACGUAUCUAUGGUCAACUGAUGCCAGCCCCGGCGAUGUAUUCACACAAUACAACUGCGAUGCUCCCAAGUACUCGGGUCAAUACUUCCUCACCCCAACAAAUCCAUCGAUCACAUCAACAGCCUCAACCUCCUCGACCACAAAUGGCACGGAUACGCCCGCCACGACCGUUUCUUCGCCUCAACAGACAAGCACCGGAGCCCAAACACCGGAAGGAAAAACUAGUUCUGCUGGUGUUGUAGUUGGUGCUGUUAUUGGAGGCACGGCGCUGAUUGCCCUCAUCGCUUUCGGUACACUAUUCUUCCUACGAAAGAGAAAACAGGAAAAUCUCGGACUGGGACAAAUACCUCCCCAUAUGGUACCGUCUGAUUGCUAUCGCUCACCAACGACUGCUACCAUGCAUGGCUUUGACUCCCGGUAUAGCUGGACCGGCGGCGAAUCGACUCUCAGUCCCGUUACACCAACCUAUUAUCCGACACUACGAGUACCCGAGCCAUUUUACCGUCGACCUAGCGUACCUGAUCAUAAUACCCCACGAAGCAUUCCACAUGAUGGUUAUACAUAUCCGAUGAACGCUCGGAAGCCGCCGCAGCCAGCUCCAGUUGAGAUGGACACUGGUGCCAUACAUCUUCCAGAACUUGCUUAA
Molecule: messenger RNA, 738 nt
Organism: Pestalotiopsis fici W106-1
Lineage: Eukaryota; Fungi; Ascomycota; Sordariomycetes; Amphisphaeriales; Sporocadaceae
Exons: 2
Coding region: 1-738 (245 amino acids)
Source: RefSeq, a predicted model, not a curated record